AUGCAGAUGCAAUUUGAAAACUCCAGCACAUUGCCAUCCUUUGCCGAUCGCCGCCAUGUGUCCACCUAUUCUCCAGUGGUUACUCGAAGAAUAGGUGCCCAGUUAAAACCCCUGACGGAAUUAACAGUGGAACCUAAGCUCUGGUGCUCCCCCAUAGGGGCAUCAGAAAAAUCCAGGCCCUUGCCGAUCGACCGCCUCCUCGCCGCCUGCCGCGAGCUCGCCGAGCACCAGGAGCACCUUGCCGCUGCCUCCACAAUUGCUUCGCUCGCUGCCUGCCUCCGCGAGGCCCGUGCCGCAGCAAGCCCCCUUGACACGGCCGCUGCCGUCGCUGAACUCAAGACCCUCCUGAUCGAUCCCGAGCGAUCUGAAUCUGGUGAAGAUGAUCUGGUCGUAUUUGGGCUCCUCAGGAGUGACUGGGAGCAACUUGUCGACGAGCUGCAAGUGGGGCUUGCAAAGAAUGUGGAGGAGUGUGCGGAAUUUGCGCCAGAGGGAGGUAAGGUGGUGGUGAGGGCUACUCCGAGACGCCACUCUUGUGGAAGUUACGGUGUUGAGCUUCAUGUUGCCCUGCAGGCAUUGGAGACUAUUGAUGCCCUAGGCUAUGGGAUGGCAAAAAUUGCAGACUUGAUGAUGAAACAUAUUCUGGUUCCAGCAAUCAGUAACAUACAGGUCACGGUUUCUGUAGAAGUUCUUGAGGAAGGUGGUCCAGAACACUCUGUAUCAGUCUUGAGUGUAGUCCCUUCUGAGGAAAUAAAAGACAAAGAUGGUUCAAAUCUGUACUCAAGAAUAAUUGAUGUCAUCAAGUUUGCGUGCAAAUUCAUUUGCGUGGAAAAUAGCAAGUGGGUUCAGUCUUUUGCAAAGUUAAUCUGGCCAAGAAUUUCUGAUCUGGUUAUCACACACUCUCUCUCCAAGGCUGUACCCAAUGAGGCAUCCAAGCUAAUUGAGUUCCAAGAUGUUGUGCGGAGUACAGCUGAAUUCGAGAACAAACUUAGGAGCAUGAUGUUUCUUUCGCCUGAUAGAAAGGAUGGCAAGUUGACCCAAUUUGUUGAUGAUGUUGAAGUUCAUUUUGUUGUACGGAAGAGAAGUGAGAUCUUGAUGAAAGCAAGGAACAUUCUUGUACAAUAUGAUUAUGAUAAUCCUCUGGUUAUUUCCUUAGGUCAACCCAAGAGUUUCCAUGGGCAAGGAUAA
Miscanthus lutarioriparius is the source of this 1185-nucleotide messenger RNA. Lineage: Eukaryota; Viridiplantae; Streptophyta; Magnoliopsida; Poales; Poaceae. The record is from the annotation of a GenBank genome assembly.